AUCCUUGCUCAAUACACAUUCAUUCAAUUACAAUCAACACUCACCAGACUCCCUACAAACACUUCACUGAGCAAAAACCAUGGCAGCUACUGAUCAUAUUGCCGCUACUCCCACCUAUGACCUUGCGAAAGAGUUCAAGGAAUUUGAAGAAUCCAAGAUGGGUGUCAAGGGCCUCGCUGAAUCUGGCAUUACCUCAAUACCCAAUAUGUUCAUUCACCCACCUGAGGUUCUCUCCACUCUCAAAAAACCCACCUCUCACACCAAAAAAGCAAUACCUUUAAUCGACCUUUCCAACUUGAACGUCCCCACCAAACGACACCAACUUGUGGAGCAAAUCAGAGAAGCCACUUCCUCAUGGGGCUUCUUCCAAGUCAUCAACCAUGGGGUACCUUUGUCAGUCCUAAACGAAAUCAUUGACGCAAUCAAAGCCUUCCAUGACCAACCCCACGAGGUCAAGGCCAAACUCUAUAACCGUGACAACGAUAAGCAAGGGGUUAUGUACCAGAGCAACUAUGACUUGUACCGAGCCAAAGUUGCGACCUGGCAUGACUCGCUCACGAUUUGGACGGCCCCAGAGGAAAAGCGUGGAAAGGAGGAGGAUAUUCCAGAGAUUUGUAAGAAAGAGAUGGCUGCGUGGGAAUCGCAUUCAUCAAAGGUGGCUGAGAUUUUGUUGGAGUUACUGUCAGAAGGGUUGGGUGUGGAGGCUGAGAGGUUUAAGAAGUUGGGGUUUUUUGAUGCUAGGCUGCUUGUUGGACACUGCUAUCCGUAUUGUCCACAGCCAGAUCUGACGGUGGGGCUAAAACCUCACACAGAUUCAGGAUUCACUGUGUUGUUGCAGAACCAAGUGGGAGGGUUGCAAGUGAAGCAUUGUGAUGAGUGGGUGGAUGUAGAGCCUAUCCCUGGAGCAUUGACCAUCAACAUUGGUGACAUCAUUCAGAUAAUUUCAAAUGACAAUUACGUUAGUGUGGAACAUCGUGUUUUGGCUAAGGCAUCUAAGGAGCCACGUAUCUCAGCUGUGGCAUUUUUCAACAUGAACACUAAUGCGGGUUUUGAACCUUUACCAGAAAUAUUGUCAUCCGAUAAACCAGCUAUUUACCGCAAAUCCACGAUGACAGAAUUCCUUGAAAGUUUUUAUAGUAAGGGAUUGGAUAGCAAGUACUUCCUUAAAAAAGUCAAGAUUGUGAAUUGAGAAUACUAAAAAAAGGCAAUGACAAUAAAGUCAAUAUGAUGCAUGUUGCUUAUUUCCGUUACCUAUGUGAGUGGAAUGGAGUGACCCAUUCCUUGCCUAAGAAUGUACUUUGCUUAAGGCAUAAUAAAUGAGGCAAACUAUAUGUACUUUGCUUCAAGCUAAA
Quercus robur (English oak) is the source of this 1352-nucleotide messenger RNA. Its product is annotated as 1-aminocyclopropane-1-carboxylate oxidase homolog 6-like. The coding region runs from base 80 to 1189 and encodes 369 amino acids. NCBI's taxonomy places the organism in Eukaryota, Viridiplantae, Streptophyta, Magnoliopsida, Fagales, Fagaceae. The record is from RefSeq and is a predicted model, not a curated record. The transcript has 2 exons.